AUGUCGAAGGAUACCGAACCACAGGCGGCCGCUGCAAAGAUGAUGGUCGAUGACGAGCCAGAUGACUGGGACAAGAGGAUCUUCAGCACAGGCUGUGCAGACGAGAAUGCAAAAUUGACGGACUGCUACUACGAAAAGAAGGACUGGCGGGCGUGCAAAGCGGAGAUGGAAGUUUUCCGACAAUGUUGGCAAAAGCAUGGAAACGACAAGCGGACUGAUUCGAAAGAUGUCUAA
Ascochyta rabiei is the source of this 234-nucleotide messenger RNA. RefSeq lists its product as uncharacterized. The record is from RefSeq and is a predicted model, not a curated record. The transcript is spliced from 4 exons. The coding region runs from base 1 to 234 and encodes 77 amino acids. Gene Ontology annotation, cellular component: mitochondrial intermembrane space. Lineage: Eukaryota; Fungi; Ascomycota; Dothideomycetes; Pleosporales; Didymellaceae. Gene Ontology annotation, biological process: mitochondrial respiratory chain complex IV assembly.